Messenger RNA from Miscanthus lutarioriparius, 2118 nucleotides. The record is from the annotation of a GenBank genome assembly. Lineage: Eukaryota; Viridiplantae; Streptophyta; Magnoliopsida; Poales; Poaceae.
AUGGCUUUCUCAGAUGCAGUGCAGUGGUGGGAGGAGCGGCAGUUGCGCAUCCUUGUCCUAUGCAGCCUCUUCCUUCAAUACUUCCUCUUCAUCGCCGCAUCCUUGCGUAAGCGUUGUGUCCCUGCUUGGUUCAAAUUCUUAACCUGGCUCGCCUACCUAGCGAGCGAUGCCGUAGCUAUAUACGCACUUGCCACCCUAUUCAAUCGUCACAAAAGGCAAGAAUGGCUAUCCACGCACCGCAGUAGCGCUAGCUUGGAGGUGUUGUGGGCACCUAUACUUUUGCUGCACCUUGGUGGGCAAGAUGGCAUAACGGCCUAUAACAUCGAGGACAAUGAGCUGUGGGGGCGUCAUAUUCUAACUGCCGUGUCUCAGAUUACUGUGGCCAUCUACGUGUUCCGCAAGUCAUGGCCAGGGGAGAAGAGAUUAUUGCAGGCCGCAAUCUUGAUCUUUGUUCCCGGUAUUCUCAAAUGCUUGGAGAAGCCAUACGCUCUCAAGAGCGCUAGCAUCCACAGCAUUGGGGACACCUCCAACAAGAAGACAUGGGUGGAGAGGAUGUUCGAAGAGGAGAGUAAGGACAACGACGACAUCAAAUCGCUGGACGACUAUGUGAAAGCUGCAUCUAAGUACGUUCAGGGGGAUCAUGCAGGCGAAACACCUGAAACGGGAGUGAAUGAGAAGCCCUACAACCUAUUCGUAGACCUUGCCUUCCCUUACUCUGAUCGGCUUAAGAAUCUAAAGUACAUGAUGCAAGAAAAAAACAAAGCGCAUCGUCGGCUGCGGUCCCGCCUCUCCAACACCUUCGAUCGCCUCUACACCAAGCACCAAAUGAGCAGUGGUUUGAACAUCUGUGACUUGACCUGCAAAAGUUUUUGGGGUAAUGAGCUACGGAGCGUGGUUGUCUAUCUGACGUUUGCGGCCAUUGCGCUCUUCCACAAGAGCCAUAGAGAAAACUACGACGACACCGACGUCAAGAUCACCUACACUUUGCUGUGCUGCACCGCCGCUCUGGAGUACAUUAUAUCCGGCAUCAAGCCGUGCGUUGAUUUCAUCGAGAGAAUCAACAGGAGACUCAGGAGCCUUGACCCGACUUGGCCUGACCUUGUUGCCCAGUACAAUCUCCUAUGGUACUUGGCCCGCAGCAGGAAGCACAGGAGGCUCAGGAGGCUCCUGCUGAUCUGCAGGGACUCCAUCGACGAAAUCUGGUGCAUGAAGCCGUGCCAGUCUUCCAGCGACGACAUCACCGAGCUCGUCUUCGACCAUGUCGUCAACCAUGGGUGGAAGAACCGCAUCAAGGACGCGGCCACCUUCCAUGAGUUCAACAACAACCGGGGCCAGCAGACUCUCCAGCGCGAGGGCUGCAACGCGGGCAUGCCGCUGGAGAGCCUGCAGAGGCCAUUCGAUGAGAGUGUCAUCCUCUGGCACCUCGCCACCGAUUUCUGCUUCUUCCACCACGGCAUGGACGCCGCAGGCAAGUCAGCUUCCGGCGGCCAUGGAGAUGGAGACGCCCGCCGCCGCCGCAGCAGGGAGAUCUCCAACUACAUGGCCUACCUGCUGUUCACCAACCCAGAGAUGCUGAUGCCCGGCUCCAGGCGGAGCCUGUUCAAGAACGCCUACGAGAAGCUCAAUAAAAUGGCCGGGGACAAGGACGACAGCACCUCGUCACCAAUUCCAAAUGAGACGGUACCCACACAGAAGAAGAAGAAGAAGCCGUCACUGCUGGACGAGCAACAGAUGAUUGCCUCUCAGAUCAUGCAGAAGCUGCAGAGCGACAAGGAGGGUUCAGAAGGUUUGGUUCUUGACGCCUGGGUCCUCGCCCAGGAGCUCAUGGGUAUAGCAGCAGGCAAGGAGAAGAUGUGGAGGGUGAUCCAGGGCGUGUGGGUGGAGAUGCUCUGCUUCUCUGCCGGCAGUUGCCGAGGUUAUCUGCAUGCCAAGAGCCUAGGCAAGGGUGGGGAGUACCUCUCCUACGUCUGGAUGCUCAUGUCCUUCCUUGGCAUGGAGACACUGGCGGAGAGGCUGCAGAGGACGGAGCUGCACGUGCAGGGAGACAUGGGCGCCACCCGCCCGAUGACGCCGGCUGCAUCUGAGAUGCCAACGCCAACCGGCAGCGACAAUGUUUGA